AUGGGAUGUAGCCUACGCCAGCUCGCUUGGAUUCGAAUGAUGUCUGGUGACGAGGUGGAUCGUGUGCGUGCUUCUUGCACGCUCGGAGGAGGCAUAUUGAGUGCAAAUAUCGGUGACGACGCAUGUCUUACCGUACGCACUUGGGCCUCAGGUGGCAGUCACGAUUCUGAUGACUACGCGAAGGCCAAGUGCUCGAUCUCAAGACAGGUCCAUGUAUACUGA
Molecule: messenger RNA, 222 nt
Organism: Pseudocercospora fijiensis CIRAD86
Lineage: Eukaryota; Fungi; Ascomycota; Dothideomycetes; Mycosphaerellales; Mycosphaerellaceae
Exons: 3
Coding region: 1-222 (73 amino acids)
Source: RefSeq, a predicted model, not a curated record